Messenger RNA from Ectocarpus siliculosus, 1071 nucleotides. Lineage: Eukaryota; Phaeophyceae; Ectocarpales; Ectocarpaceae. The record is from the annotation of a GenBank genome assembly.
AUGUCCGUCAGCACGAUGAGCACCAUCGCCACGACGAAAACGCUCUUCGCCGUGUACUUCGUUGGCACCGCCGUCGCCAAUGUGCAGCACACCAUCGCCUCCCGCGCUGCAGCAACGGACGGCACCAACUCCCUCGACGGCUUCGAUCCGUUUCACCGCUUACUGGACCCGAACCGCACCCUUUUCGGCAGGACCCUGCAGGCAGCGGAUGAUGAUGAAGAUGACGACGUGGAACAACUGUGUUUUGCGGAAUACAGCGCUUGCGAGGAAGACGCCGCGUGCACGGCCUGCGUUGAUUCAGUCACCAUGGACGGAACGUGCUAUUCCGAGGACAUCAACGACUGCGCCGCGAUAGCCGACUACUUGUGCUGCAUUGUUGGGCCUGACUGCAGCGACAACGAGUUGCUCGCCGAUUACUUGAGCUGCCAGGUCGGGAUAUGCACGUUCGCCGACUUCUGUGAUCACUCGAAGACAUUCGACAGCGACGACAACAACGGGGGCGGUAGCAACGGAGACGACAUCGAGGACGAUUAUGAAGACGAUGAUGCAGAAUUGUGCCCUACCGAGAUGAGCACCUGCAUCGAAGACUCGGCCUGUAUGGCCUGCCUCAAUGGGGUUGCCGUCGACGAGACGUGCGAUACGGGCAACAUGACGGACUGCGCCGACAUGGCCGACUACUUGUGCUGCAUCGUCGGGGAUGCCUGCAGCGACAACGAGUAUCUUGUGGACUACGUCAACUGCGCGGCGGAGAUAGAAUCUUGCACUUUGACGGACUUCUGCGACCACACGACGUCAACCGAUAGCGACGAUGACGUCGACGGUGGUGGUGGCGGCGAUGACGACGCUACGGAAAUGGUCACUUCCUGCGCGGACGAAAUCGCAACCUGCGCUCAGGACGCCGACUGCCUGUCCUGCAUGAUGGCGCCAUCGGUUAACGACGGGUCCGAAUCGUGCGAGAACAUGGUCACGGCCGAUACCCCAUGCUCCGGCGUGGAAAACAUGCUCUGCUGCCUUUACGGGGACACCGAGACCUGUCGAGACAACGCUCCGUUCCUCGAAUUCGCCAGAUGA